Dioscorea cayenensis subsp. rotundata (Guinea yam) is the source of this 1953-nucleotide messenger RNA. Its product is annotated as transcription factor bHLH111-like. Bases 236 to 1633 code for a protein of 465 amino acids. The transcript is spliced from 7 exons. Gene Ontology annotation, cellular component: nucleus. Gene Ontology annotation, biological process: regulation of transcription by RNA polymerase II. The record is from RefSeq and is a predicted model, not a curated record. Lineage: Eukaryota; Viridiplantae; Streptophyta; Magnoliopsida; Dioscoreales; Dioscoreaceae. Gene Ontology annotation, molecular function: DNA-binding transcription factor activity, RNA polymerase II-specific; RNA polymerase II cis-regulatory region sequence-specific DNA binding; protein dimerization activity.
ACAUGGAUGCAUAGGCUAAGCCUUAGUGGAAAGAACACAGGGCAUCAGCAACCUCUCUUUGUCCCCUCCCAUCCUUCUCCUCCAUAUAUAAUUCUAAACUUUUUAAGCAGUACAUUAAAAACAAAAACACACACACACACACAUAUAUAUAUAGAGACAUAUAUACACAUCUUCUUCAAUGCUAAGUAAACCCUUGAAAAUGAACAUAUAAACCUCUAUCAAAACCACUUUAACCAUGGCCCAAGAAAGCUUAGAAGCAUCAGUAGCUAGCUCCUCCUCUACACCAAGCUGGUGGCCAGAGCUGCAUGCAAACCCUAUCUCAUCUUGGCAAACUCUAAACCAAUGGCAACCACAAAGCCACCACUCCACCUCUUCAUGCGACGAAGAGAUCUCCGCAUCCUCAGCAUCCUUUGCCAACGCUGCUGGCCAUUCAAGCCUAAGCAUGGACUCACCGCCGGCGGGUGACCUCUCACAGGAGCCUGUGGCUAUGGAGAAUCAACUUUGGAGCCAAGUCCUAUUAAGAUCAGUAGGAAGUGGAGGUCAUGACAUGCAUCAAAACCAUGAAGAAAUUAGGGAGAACUUUCAUGAAGUCUUGUCUUCCAAAAGAGAUCAUAUGUUCAACCCUGCUUGUGAUUACUUGAAGAAAAUGGACAACAGUUGGGAAAUCAACAACCCUCACACUCUAAACAACUUGGAAAAACAGCUCAACAGCUACAAUAAUGGAGAUUUAAUGGAGCCUCAAAGGCUAACAAACCUCUCAGACUUAGUUAGCAACUGGUCUAUAGCUCCUCCAGAUCCUCAUCUUGAUCAUCAGAUUGCGUCUUCUCCUUGCUUUCAAUAUAUCAAGCAUGGGAUCCCUAACUCAUUAGCUAAUAAUUAUCCUAGCAUCACCGGAGUUUUUGGAGAUCGAAACUCAUGUUACUUGCCUUAUAUGCAUGAGAUCAAAAUGGAGAACAGGCAGCAUGACAUUGGAUCAUCAGAGAUGUUCAGUGGUUACCAUAUUGGAGUUAGUAACACUGAUGUUCCAUGGUCUGGAUCAAGAAAUACUGCAUCUGAUUUCAUCUCCUUCAAACCAGUUGAAAUUCGAGACUCUAAAAUAUUUGUGAAAAGCUCAGAUUCAUCUACAAGAGGAAGUGGGAGAAGCACUGGAACAACAACAACAACUACUACUACUACUACUACUACAACUAGUGAAGGGAAAAAGAAAAGAUCUGAUGAUAAUUCAGAAACUCUUCUUAAGAAAACCAAACAUGAAAAUUCAAAUUCAUCAUCAUCUCUCAAGUUGCAAGUUCCCAAAGUAAAGUUAGCAGAUAGAAUUACUGCACUCCAACAAAUUGUGUCACCUUUUGGCAAGACUGAUACAGCAUCAGUAUUAAUGGAAGCUAUAAACUAUAUCAAGUUCCUACAUGAACAAAUACAGUUGCUGAGUGAUCCAUACAUGAAGUCAAAUGCAAACAAGGAUCACAAUGCAUGGGGAGGAAUAGAUCAAAGGAAAGACAAGGCAGAUCAAAAGUUUGAUUUGAGGAGUAGAGGGCUUUGUGUUGUUCCAGUUUCAUGCACACCUGAAAUUUAUAAAGAAAACAAUGGACCUGAUUACUGGACACCAACAUACAGAGGAUGUCUAUAUAGAUGAUCCAAGUUUUUUCUUUAUCUCUAUCUCUAGCCUUACAUUUUCAAUUAGUGGAGAAAAAUCAUUGUGGGAUCUAGGGUAUGUGUUUGUCUAGGAAGAAGUGGGAUAUAUAUGAAGAAGGGAAGUGAAGAUCUGGAAGUAUGAAAAAUAUGUAUAUCAUUUUAAAAGGAUGUUAUGCACCACUUCCCUCUAGACAAGCAUUGGAUGUAAACAAGUCUACAGCCUUCCCACCUUCUCUUUUAACUUCUCUUUUAUAGCAAAGAGGAAAUUACUUUGAUCUUGUGCCCUUGAUAUUAUAUAUAUCAUUACAAGUAUAAACUUCU